CCAGGGUUGCUGGUGCUUCUUUGCUGAGCACUUAUCGAUUGCCCCAGCCACUGCUGGCGUUCAGGCAAUCGUCGCACUGCUGGCGUUCAGCCACUACGCGCGUGAUCGCUGACACCCCUCAUCUUCGCGAUUCUGCAUUCGCCAAUCAAUCCAGACCGUCCAUUCCUCUUCCGUACAUCAUCUGAUCACUUCGCUCACUUUCGUACUUCGCCGCUUCUGAUCGAUCAUUGGCUUGUCGUUCAUCCUCUGAUCCGAUCGCCAACUCGUUGUUUUACCGACACCAACUGAUCAUCUACCGCGGAUCUCACCUUCCACUGCACUGAUCGCUCCUCCACCGCUCCUCCAUCGCUCCUCGUUCCUGAAACCACCAUCGCCGUUGUCUCUCGCCCCGUUAUCAAUACCUACGUAUCAGCAGCAUCCCCUCAUCCCACCUGCCAUUUGUCCUGAUCACCCCAGAAUCGCCCCUCGCCUGACACGUCACCCAUGGCACGUGGCCGAUCCAAGGACCUGAUCCUCGCCGCCGUCCGAUCCGCCUCCCGGCGCGGCAGCUUCAGAUCCAACGGAUCAGAUCGACGCGCGGGUCCGGCCCUCACAUCCGCUCUGCUUUCGCGAAACAGCUGCAGCGCGCCGAGCUUAGCCCCUCCCCAGGAAUCAUCUCCCUUCGGAUCGUGGGAAAGCGUCGAUGCAAAGCGCCUAUCGGCGUGGAAAAGCGUUACUUUUGGCUCGGGAGGAGGGGUCCGGUUUGCCGAACCUACAGUGCUAGGCUCGGAUGUGGCAGGAACGGGAGGGAGGUGGUAUGGAACGCAGGCUGCGAGCGAGCAGGAGGAGAAGAAAGAGCCGUGGCGUGAGGGGAUGGAGAAGAUUCGAAACAUCGGCAUAUCAGCGCACAUAGACUCGGGCAAGACAACUCUGACCGAGCGUGUGCUGUUCUACACGGGGCGGAUCCACGAGAUUCACGAAGUGAGGGGGCGGGACGGCGUGGGCGCCAAGAUGGACUCGAUGGACCUGGAGAGGGAGAAGGGCAUCACUAUCCAGUCCGCUGCCACGCACUGCACGUGGGGCGACCACCAGGUGAACAUCAUCGACACACCGGGCCACGUGGACUUCACCAUCGAGGUGGAAAGAGCGCUGAGGGUGCUGGACGGGGCUAUUCUGGUGCUGUGCAGCGUUGGGGGCGUGCAGAGCCAGUCGAUAACUGUUGAUCGGCAGAUGAGGCGAUACAGUGUCCCUCGCCUGGCGUUUAUCAACAAGCUGGAUCGUACGGGAGCAGACCCGUGGAAGGUGGUGGGGCAGCUGCGGUCCAAACUCAGACUGAAUGCUGCUGCAGUGCAGAUUCCUAUUGGCCUGGAGUCAGAUCUCUCAGGCUUGGUUGACCUCGUCUCCAUGUCCUCCAUCUACUUUGACGGACCCAGCGGGGAGAAGGUGCGGCGAGAGGCAGGCGUGCCGGACAAUCUCAAGGAGAAGGCGGAGGAGAAGAGGCACGAGCUGAUAGAGCACCUGUCAGAGGUGGAUGACGAAAUUGCCGAGAAGUUUCUCAACGACGAGCCGAUUUCAGCCGAGGAGCUCCAAGCUGCUGUCCGCCGCGCCACUCUCGGAUUGAAAUUCGUGCCUGUGUUUAUGGGGAGCGCGUUCAAGAACAGGGGUGUGCAACCGCUGCUGAAUGGAGUGGUGGACUACCUGCCAUGCCCCACGGAAGUCAGCAACCACGCGUUGGACCAGAACAAAGGGGAGGAGAAGGUGCAUCUGGCUGGAGACCCGUCAGGCCCCUUGGUUGGUUUGGCCUUCAAGCUCGAGGAAGGGAGAUUCGGCCAGCUGACUUACCUCAGGAUCUACGAGGGCACGUUGCGCAGAGGCGAAUUCAUCAUCAACUGCAGCACGGGAAAGAAAGUCAAGGUUCCUCGCCUUGUGCGCAUGCACGCUGACGACAUGGAGGACAUUCAAGAGGCAGGGGCAGGCGAGAUCGUGGCCAUGUUUGGAGUGGACUGUGCAUCGGGUGACACCUUCACAGACGGCUCGGUGCGCUUCACAAUGACCAGCAUGAACGUGCCCGAGCCAGUCAUGUCGCUUUCCAUCUCUCCGGCUUCAAAAGACGGCGGGACUCAGUUUUCCAAGGCGCUGAACCGUUUUCAGAAGGAGGACCCCACCUUCCGAGUCAGCCUGGACCCUGACAGCGGCGAGACCAUUAUAUCGGGCAUGGGUGAGCUGCAUCUGGACAUCUAUGUGGAGCGUAUCAAGAGAGAGUACAAGGUGGACACAGUAGUGGGCAAGCCCCAGGUUAACUUCCGAGAGACAGUCACUCAGAGGGCGGAGUUUGACUACACGCACAAGAAGCAGAGCGGAGGGCAGGGGCAGUACGGCCGUGUCAUGGGCUACAUCGAGCCGUUGGAAGAUGCAUCGGGCUCGGACUCCCGAGUGGUGUUUGAAAACGAGAUCGUUGGCACUGCCAUCCCGUCCAACUUCUUCCCCGGCAUUGAGAAGGGCUUCCUGGAGGCCGCCAACAGUGGCGGAUUGAUCGGCCAUCCUGUGGUCAACAUUCGCUGUGUGCUCAAUGACGGUGCUUCCCACGCUGUGGACAGUAGCGAGCUCGCAUUCAAGCUCGCUGCUCUCUAUGCCUUCAGACAGUGCUAUGAGAAGGCGCGCCCUGUGAUCCUAGAGCCCGUCAUGGGAGUGGAAGUGAAAGCACCAGUGGAGUUCCAAGGGACGAUCAUUGGGAAUAUCAACAGGCGCAAGGGCAUUAUUGUGGGUAGCGAGCAGGACGGGGAUGAGAUCACCAUCAACGCUCAGGUGCCUCUCAACAACAUGUUUGGCUACUCAACAGACCUUCGCUCCAUGACGCAGGGUAAAGGGGAGUUCACGAUGGAGUACUGGCAGCACAGCGCCGUGCCCCAGGAUGUGCAGCAGCAGCUGGUGUCAGAGCACAAGAGAGGGGGGCACUAGCAGUGUGUGUUACGGCAAUCAUAACAAGAGUGCUGGUAUGGCGUACACUGGCGGUGGCGGCGCAGUGCAGUGCCCCUGGCAGGAUGUGCAGCAGCAGCUGGCGUCAGAACUCAAGAGAGGGGGGCACUAAAGAGUUAAGUAGAAGUACUGGCAGCACAGUGCAAUGCCCCUGGCAGGCUGUGCAGCUGCAAAUGGAGUUGGUCGGAACACAAGAGAGGGGGGCACCAAGUACCACCGUAAUACAGUAAUAAACUAAAACCCAGUAUGCUGUUGUUCAAACUGGUUGAGGGGCGUUCACUAUGGAGUACACUGGCAGCACAGUGCCAUGCCCAAGGAUGUGCAGCUGCGGCUAGUGUCGGACGGAACACGAGAGGAGGGCGCAGUUUCUAAACACUAGUGAUGCGUUUAGGUAGUGUAGCUCCACAUAUUGGUAAAGAAGUUCUGCAGUGCAGUGCCCCCGCCUCAGGAUGUGCAGCUGCAACUGUGCCUCAACAUAGGAGAGGAGGGCACUAGUAGUAAGACGCAGCGGCAUAGAGCAAUCUAGCUCAGUGGAACUAGAUUGGGUAUUGGCAGCACAGCGCUGUGCCCCGGAAUGUGCAGCUGGAGCGGGUGACAGAACAGAAAACGAGGGGGGGGGGGCAUUCUACUCUAGGUGGCAUCUGAAUUCAGCAGUUAGUAACAAUGAUGCUGUUGUACAAUGGGUGUAGGAGAGUACUGGCAGCAGACAGUGCAGUGCCACAGGAUUUGCAGCCGCAUUAAAAGCUAACUUGUUAC
Molecule: messenger RNA, 3711 nt
Organism: Closterium sp. NIES-67
Lineage: Eukaryota; Viridiplantae; Streptophyta; Zygnematophyceae; Desmidiales; Closteriaceae
Source: the annotation of a GenBank genome assembly